Messenger RNA from Drosophila serrata, 1770 nucleotides. RefSeq names its product arginine kinase. The record is from RefSeq and is a predicted model, not a curated record. NCBI's taxonomy places the organism in Eukaryota, Metazoa, Arthropoda, Insecta, Diptera, Drosophilidae. Gene Ontology annotation, molecular function: creatine kinase activity. Gene Ontology annotation, biological process: phosphocreatine biosynthetic process.
GUUUGAUCAAUACGGCUCCGAGGCAGGGCUCAGGCGUAGAAGGCAGUCAGUAACGAUACCGUUCGGACGAAUUUCUCUCGUCGUAAACUUUUGGGAAAAAUUUUCAAUAUAUUUUUGAUUUUGUAAGGACGCGCCAAAAAUCCGAAAAAAAAACUCAAGUGUUGUCGACAGACUUUCGGACCUGCCUAUCGACUGAGCAUUCCCCGUUGCGUUGUGUUAUAAAUUUUUGUUUACUUGUCUUUACCUUAGACUCGGACGUUUUGCAAAAUGACUUCGAUUGAAUCGAAACGCGUGCAAUACCGCAAGUAUUUGGAGCGUGCUGGGGUCAUCGACGCCCUGAGCAAGGCACUGAUCAAACUAUACGAAGAGCAGAACAAACCCGAAGAUGCCAUCCGUUUUGUGCGUAAGUUUAUGUGCGAAAGCUGUCCGGAUGAUGCCCAGUACGAUGUCAUGAAGAACGACCUCGAAGAGGCCAAGGUGCACAUAACAAAGCUGGAGCAGGAGCUAGAGCGUUUGCGCGGUCAAAUCAAAAAGUCACCGGAGGAGUACCAGGAGCUCACUAUUGCCGGCUAUAAGUCCCUCAUGGAUGAUGAGGAGAACGUCAGUUCUCUGCUGCGCAAAUACCUCACCCCCGAGCUUUUGGAGGAGUACAUGCUGGUCACCACCUCGGCUCCUGUGGACGCCUACCUAUACGAUUGCGCUGUGACUGGAUUUGAGCACCACGAAACCCCUGUGGGCUUAUACGCAGCGGAUGCAGAGAGCUAUGACGUCUUCAAUAAACUCUUUGACCCCAUUAUCAAGGACUACCACGGUCAGCUGGAGAACGAUAACGAUGUGCUCCAGAAGGAUGCUGACUUUGGCAACGUGGAUGAGAUUGAGAACUUGGAUCCGAACCGCAAGUACAUCUUCUCUGCGCGCAUUCGUCUCGCGCGAAACAUCGAAGGUUUCCCCUUCUUCCCAAAACUCACGGAGAAACAGUUUAUCGAGGUGGAAGACCGAGUGCGUGCGGCUACUGAAACGAUGGACGGUGAGCUCAUCGGUUCCUACCUGAAAAUAGGGGACAUAGAUGCCGAGACACAGGCAGAGAUGGUCAAGCGACAUAUACUCUUCCAGCGCGGCGAUGAGCAGCUGACCACCGCUGGUUGCUAUCGUUUUUGGCCGACUGGUCGCGGUGUCUACCAUAAUCCAGCCGAAACUUUUAUUAUUUGGGUUAACCGUGAGGACCAUGUGCGCAUCAUGUCAAUGGCGCCAUGCGGUGACUUUGGUGACGUCUACAACCGCCUGGUCAACGGUCUCCAAGAGCUUGAGAAAAGCCUAACUUUUGUGCGCCACCCGCGUUAUGGCAACCUCACGGCCUGUCCCACCAAUGUGGGCACCACACUGCGCGCUUCUGUCCACAUCCGCUUGCCGCUGCUGUGCAAGGACCCCGACCGCCUGCUCGCCCUCGCCGAUGAGCUGCAGCUGCACAUACGCGGACAUGACGGUGAACUUGCCAACGAAGAUGGCGUAUUGGAAAUAUCGAACAAGCGACGUCUCGGCUAUACAGAAUUCGAAUUGGUCAAGACGCUCCAGGAUGGCGUUGUCGCCUUGAUCAAUGCAGAGGAAGAGCUCGAGAUAGCCGGACAGGAGGGUUAGAUGCCCGACCACUUUACAGCCGCAAAAACGAUACCGAUUCCACCACCACAAAUAAUUACAAACACAGACAGAAACGACUGGAGGAGCAUCUCAUCUUUGGUUAAAUAAAUUCGUCCCGUAGUCUAAAGAAUCAAU